Messenger RNA from Cicer arietinum (chickpea), 1654 nucleotides. Its product is annotated as G2/mitotic-specific cyclin S13-7-like. Gene Ontology annotation, molecular function: cyclin-dependent protein serine/threonine kinase regulator activity. Gene Ontology annotation, biological process: mitotic cell cycle phase transition. Lineage: Eukaryota; Viridiplantae; Streptophyta; Magnoliopsida; Fabales; Fabaceae. The record is from RefSeq and is a predicted model, not a curated record.
GUUUGUAGAAUUAAUAAAUUGAAUUUUAUUUUUUAAAUGAAAUAGAAAUCAAAACGGAGGAUCAUAGGGUUUUAUUAAUAUUAAUAUUCAAGAGGAGUGUUUGCUGUUAAGUAUCAACAAGAGACCGUAGUAAUUUGCUUGAUCUUACACAAGAAGGUUGUGAUUAUGGAGCGCAGAAUAGGAGAGAGAGAGGCCAAGAAGCAGAAGUCAGAAAGAGGCAACCGUCAGGUUCUUGGAGAUAUUGGCAAUCUUGAAGGGAAUCAAACUUCACGACCCAUCACAACGAACUUCUAUGCAAAACAAUUGGCAAAUGCACAAACUGCAGCAAACCUGAUACCAGGGUUACAAGUGCCAACUAAUCACCAAGGAGUUGCACAAGGAAAUCAAAAUGUUGGUGAAGAUCGGACUGAUGAGCCAAAACCUGAGCCUAUGGACGUGUCUAGUUCUGAAUCAGGAGAAAAACAAGAUUUUGCUCCUAAAAAAAAGCGCAGGGGAAGAUCUUCUAUGAAGGCCGCGACUCUGAAUUCAGCACCUAUAACAGAAAGCAAGAGUGCUAGCAGAAUCUUGAUUGAGCCCGAGGUUCAGCCUUCUGACUUGGCUACCAGAAUCUCAAUCGAACCUGAGGAUCAGCCUUCUGACUCGGCUAGCAGCAUCUCGAUUGAACUCAAGGAUCAGUCUCUUGACUUGGAUGGAGAUGAUGCAACUAAUAAUUUGGCAGCAUUUGAAUAUAUUGAUGAACUAUACAAUUUCUACAAGCUAACAGAAGAAGAAAGCCAAAUUUAUGAUUACAUGGAAUCACAGCCAGAAAUCAAUAUGAAAAUGAGGACUAUUCUUGUGGACUGGCUUGUUGAGAUUCAUUUGCAUUUUCAAUUAAGGACAGAGACACUCUUUCUUACCAUUAACAUAAUUGAUAGAUAUCUCUCAUUGAGUGAUGUACCAAAAAAAGUGCUACAGUUAGUGGGAAUAUGUUCAAUGCUCAUUGCUAUCAAAUUUGAAGAGAUAUCACAUCCUGAGGUCAAUGCCUUCUUGGAUAUAUCAGCUAAUGCUUAUAACAGAAAUCAGUUUAUUUCAAUGGAGAGAGAUAUUAUUCAAAAGCUACAAUGGAAUUUUACAGUUCCUACACCCUAUGUAUUUUUAGUUCGACUUAUCGGAGCCUCUAUUGUGCAAGAUAAAGAGAUGGAGCACUUGGCAUUUUACAUAGCAGAACUUGGUCUUCUUCACUAUCAUGUAUUUUUAUAUUCCUCUUCAAAUAUUGCUGCAGCAGCUGUUUAUUCUGCUCGUUGUAUACUCAAUAGGAUUCCACAUUGGACUCAAAAUCUACAAAUCCUAUCCGGUUACUGCAGACAUCAGAUCAAAGAUUGCGCUAAGCUAUUAGUGAGGAUACAUGCAAAUGCAGCAGAUAAGAAAAACCAAACAGUGUAUUUCAAAUUCUUAAAUAGUAACAAAGGUCAUAUUGCUCUAUUACCACAGCCACAUAACAUCGAAGAAAGAUUGUAGAAACUUCCAAGAAGAAUAUUUUUUUUUGUUUCUGCAUUUUCUGAAUCUCGAUCAAAACUACUCAAGAAUCCAAUGUACAGGUUCAGUUGUUUUGAAAACUUUGAUUUGAUAAAUUAAUGUUACUAUAAUAAACACACAGGUUCAGUUGUUUUGAAAA